This is a messenger RNA of Akanthomyces muscarius, 1686 nucleotides long. RefSeq lists its product as uncharacterized. Bases 1 to 1686 code for a protein of 561 amino acids. The transcript has 4 exons. The record is from RefSeq and is a predicted model, not a curated record. Gene Ontology annotation, molecular function: catalytic activity. Lineage: Eukaryota; Fungi; Ascomycota; Sordariomycetes; Hypocreales; Cordycipitaceae.
AUGGCCGCCCAAAACGAGAGAUACUCUUCAAAGGAAGAGGCAAUUCGCAUUUUCCAAUAUUUACUCGGCGUUUUUGAUCCCAUAUCGCUACCGUCCGAAGUUGCCAGUCGGCAAGGCAAGAUAAAAUUCACGGCCGAACGCGACCAGCCGUAUUUUCCUAUCCCAUUCAAAGAAACCGAGACGACAGCGGCAAUCAAGGCCAUUGAGGGCACCGUCGCCGCUCUAUUGGCAGAGACGAGCGACGACGGAAGCGCAAAGGAUGCGCAGGUACAUGUAAACCUGGAGAAGACGACUGCGUUUCUAUUCCAGGCGUACCUUGCGCGGGUGGGUGGCCUGGGCAAGCUGGACAAAGAAGUCAAGGCGCUACUCAAAGAUACCGAUCUACUUCAGGCGCAGUCCAACUCGUACCGGCGCAUGUCGGCAAAUCUAUACAAGACCAAGCAGCCCGGCGAGUACUACCACAUCCACGGCUCUCUGGAGGCCUCUACGACGCUGAAAAUGAUUGGAUUGGAGUCGCAUCGUCCGGAUCUCGAGACCCAUGAGCAAAUCGUCGAUGCCAUUGAAGGGGCUGUCGAAAAGUUCACCGUCGAGGAGCUAGAGGCGAUGAACAGGGAACAUCGCCAGGCCGGUGUCAAAGCAUUUAAGCACACCGAUUUUGCCAACACCCCGCACGGCAAAACAAAUCUUGCAUUGCCUCCGUGGUCGGUAGAAAGUCUCGAGUCAUCAACACCAAAGACACCCCUCCCUCGGACCCAAAAAGGCAGGCUCCUCUCCGGCGUCAAGGUUCUCGAGCUCUGCCGCAUCAUUGCCGGGCCCAUCAUCACCAGGAUCCUCGGCGAGUACGGCGCCGACGUUCUCAAAGUGACCAGCCCCAACCUCAGCGACGUGCCGUUCUUCCAGGUGGACGGCAACAUGGGAAAGCACGCGACCGACAUCGACUUGAAGACGCCGCAGGGCAGGAAGCUGUUUGAGGAGCUGCUCGAGGAUGUGGAUGUCGUCGUCGACGGGUACCGCCCGGGCGCGUUUGACAAGCUGGGCUACGGCCCCAAAAAGCUUGCUGAGCUGGCCGCGAAGCGCGGGAAGGGAGUCAUCUAUGUCAACGAAAACUGCUUUGGCUACGAGGGCGAAUGGGCACACCGAGCGGGAUGGCAGCAGAUUGCCGACUGCGUGACUGGCAUUGCCUGGGAGCAGGGCCGCUUCAUGGGUCUCGACGAGCCCGUCGUGCCACCGUUUCCCAUCUCCGACUACGGCACGGGGUGCAUGGGCGCCAUCGCCGCGCUCGUGGGCCUCUACCACCGCACCACGCGCGGCGGCUCAUGGCACGGCAAGGCGUCGCUGCUGCACUACGACCUGCUUCUCUUCAAGGUCGGCCAGCUGUCCGCGCACGUCCAGCAGCAGCUCCGCUCGGCCAUGGGCGCCGAGGUGCUCGCCCUGCGGCACGCCAACAGCGUGGACCAAAUCUCCGGCACGACGCUGCGGCAGAUGCGAGCCGCGUUUCCGGACUUUGUGGACAACCCCAAGUAUCUGGACCACUGGUACUCGGCGGCGUACGGAAAGGACGUCUCGGCGGUGAAGCCCGUGGUGGAGAUUGACGGGCUGGAUGUUAGUUUCCAGAGAGCGAGCCGGCCGAACGGCUCGGACGCACCGACAUGGAAUUUCGGCGUGGAUAAGGACUAUAGAAAGUAG